Messenger RNA from Nestor notabilis (Kea), 245 nucleotides. Its product is annotated as nuclear receptor subfamily 0 group B member 1-like. The annotation marks the transcript as partial. Gene Ontology annotation, cellular component: nucleus; cytoplasm. The record is from RefSeq and is a predicted model, not a curated record. Gene Ontology annotation, biological process: negative regulation of transcription by RNA polymerase II. The transcript has a single exon. Gene Ontology annotation, molecular function: transcription corepressor activity; transcription factor binding. Lineage: Eukaryota; Metazoa; Chordata; Aves; Psittaciformes; Psittacidae.
AUCUACCUGGACUGCAGUGUACACAGUACAUUGAAGGACUGCAGAGGGAAGCACAACAAGCUCUAAAUGAACACAUCAGACUCAUUCACAGAGGUGAUGAAGCCAGAUUUGCCAAGCUGAAUGUUGUUCUAUCCUUGCUAAGAUCUAUUAAUGCUAAUGUGAUUGCUGAAUUAUUCUUUAGGCCCAUCAUUGGGGCAGUGAACAUGGAUGACAUGCUUUUGGAAAUGCUUUGUGCAAAAUUAUAA